This is a messenger RNA of Protopolystoma xenopodis, 432 nucleotides long. The record is from the annotation of a GenBank genome assembly. NCBI's taxonomy places the organism in Eukaryota, Metazoa, Platyhelminthes, Monogenea, Polystomatidea, Polystomatidae.
UCGGCCCAGGCCCGGCAGACGGACGGUCUCCUCUCCACAUGGGAGAUCUGCUCGUCCGGCAGACUGAGAUCGUCCACCUGCUCCGGACUCUCCAUUCACACAACUCCGCCGCUCUGGGAAGCCUUGGCCGGAGAAAUGGUCCCCGGGCUCCUUGACGACGGUGGGCACACAUCAACCAGUCGGGCCAGGCCCGGCAGACGGAAGGUCUCCUCUCCGCCUGGAAGCUCUGCUCGUCCGGCAGCCUGGUCUCAUCCACCUGAUCCACUCUACAUGCAGAAGUGUCCGACGCCCUGUGAAGUCCUGGGCUCCAGGACGCUGUUGGUCCCUUCCUCAGCUCCAAGGAUAGAAGAGCCCCACUCAGUCAACACAUUUCGACCCCGACGCGACCGCGUUACGGGCCCAAAACAAGCCAAAAGCCCCCUAUCGCAUUGA